AUGAAGGCAGAUCCAGAACUUUGCAAUUUACAAGUUUUGAAAACUGCUUCGUUCGAUGACAUGGGAUUAGUUCAUAUUCGUGGCAAAAUUGGUGAAACCUACGGCUUUCAACAUCGUGUUCGGAAGUACAAUAGUAAUGAUGAAUCGAGUGGACUAGGGUCGGUAUUUUGCUACUUAAGAAAAGAAGCAAAGGAAUCGAACACUGAAUUCACCGAUUGGGUGAAAGUAUGGCCAAUUUUAUCUGGUGAAUAUCUACAGGAUACCAAAGAACGUAUUAAAAUGGAGACACGGUGCUCAUUUUUACUUGGAAGAGACGCUGCUACAAGAUUCCAAAAUGAUUCACCCGAAGCAAUAGCUGCAAUUGACGAUUUCGUUAAACGAAUGAAUCUGAAGAAAAAAUCCGGUUACGUAAAACCGAAAACAAGCCCGUAUGGAUGGCGAGCAACUUGUCCUGAAUGUAAAGAAGUUUAUUGUGUCACAAAAGUAAAUAAAAAAAAACAGAUCAUUUGGUUCCACCACGGUGCAAGAACGUAA
Adineta steineri is the source of this 534-nucleotide messenger RNA. The record is from the annotation of a GenBank genome assembly. Lineage: Eukaryota; Metazoa; Rotifera; Eurotatoria; Adinetida; Adinetidae.